AUGUCGGGCUGGUACAGCAAUCUCGUUGGCGCGACCACAUCGAAGAUCUCCAAUCUCCAACGAACGUUCCUCAGCAGCGAGGCCGACGGCGACACAGAAGACGACACCCACGUCUGUAGAGUGCUCCGGUCCUACUACACCGAGAAAGGGCGACCAUUUCCCGGCUGGCUACCACCCGACCCCAAGGCACCCCCGCCCGUCGCCGCCGUCUACUCGCAACCGACGCAGGUGGGCUCGCGAUACGGCGGCCUCACGCAACAACCCCAGGGCGGCAGUCUGAGCUCGCUAUGGGAUAACAACCCCGUCUCGCAGCCGCAGGACGCGCAGAGUCUACGGAGAGGCCGCGGUGUGCCGCCACCUAUGCGCAAUGCAGAUGUUAGGAACAACCAAUUCCGCAAUUCAGAUCCCGUGCAGGCCAGACCACUCCCGUCUCAGAGAGCCGGAAGCUAUCAGACUGCCGGGCCUAUGGGUGGGAGAGACGCUGGCACGGCGCCGCCGGUCGCCUCGGGCGGCGGUACUGCACAGGAUAGGCUGAAGCAGCGACUAUUCGGAGGCUCGAGGACAACAAGCCCAGCGGCUGCUGGCCCCUUUACGCCUCCGCCGCCUAGCAGCGGUAGAGGCAACAGUAACUACGGUGGAGGGGGUUCUGCAGACUACGAGGACAGGUUUGCACCUGGGGGCAUGUACGAUGGCGGUCCUGGUCGAGGUGGAAGUGAAAGGCCUUUCAUGGGUGCGAACUCGCCGUGGUCGAACAGCGAAGCCGACAUGUCAGGCUCUGGAAGUGGAGGGAGGCUAGGAGGCAGACGAGCGGGGGGCUUGCCCAGCGGCCCUCGUGGAAUGAGAUGA
Molecule: messenger RNA, 846 nt
Organism: Anthostomella pinea
Lineage: Eukaryota; Fungi; Ascomycota; Sordariomycetes; Xylariales; Xylariaceae
Source: the annotation of a GenBank genome assembly